GGACGCCUUGUUUAUCUUUGAAAAGUCGCGCCACACAAGGAAGCACAGGUGGUGUCGAUGGAUGACGUGUCGAGAUGGACUCGUCGGCUGGUAUGCAAGGGAUUGGAUAUCGACGAUGAGGCAUACAACCGCGUGUUCGAAGAGAACUCGAAGAGUGCGGUCAAGAAACUCCCGACUCGAGAUCUCUUUCGCCAAUUCUUUUCGACCGACACAAGUGCUGGGGCAGUGCUGUUCUUCUUCACGUCCAAGGUUGACGUCGACAUCGAGGUGGAAAUAGAAGAGGAAGUAGAAGUUGCGACGACCUUGAAAGCUGCAGUCGAGGGUGCUCCACUCAAGGCGGAAGGCGAGUCCAGCGAAGGUAGUGGCGACUCGUUGCCAGAGGAACCCCUCCAUGUGGACAACAAUGGCGGCGUCACAGUCGACCAAGACGAACGCGCUUUGAACUUGUCCACGGGGUCAUCGUCGGGGGAUCUCGCGGCGCCAGAGGUGAUGAUGAUGGCUCCGCGCCCCGUCACUCAAAAAAUCACCCGCAAAGUGCUUCAACGGGAAUCGAGGGUCUUGUGCAACGUGAGCUUGAACGUGCUUCCUCCAGACACCCAAGUCCUCGACCGGCCGUGUGUCUUCUUCAUUAAAAGCGGCGACGGCAGCGUGAUGAUCCAGGCGCAGACCGACGGCAGCGACGACGUUGCGACCAAUAUCGAGGUCGGGUGCUCUACGGGGGACCUCCUCACCAACCUUGAAGGCGUCAUCUGCCAUGUGUUUAUUCCCAUCUUGGAUCCAAAAUUGAUUGGUGAAGCCGGGUACGACAACGAGGUCACAAAUACCCACCAAGCGCUCAAGGUGAUUGACGCCGUGCGCAACGAGUUUCGAGGGAAUUUGCUCAAAUUUGCCUCGCAAAUCUCCAACGCGAUGCAACAAAUUCAAGGGGACGUCCAUUUGACCAUUCCAAACGUUUUAAUCGACAAACCCGAUGCGUGUCUGGACGACUACGAGCUUAUCAACACGAUUGAACAAGCACUGGAAGAAUGGUACAAAGUGGUGGCGAUGGUGGUAGACCAAGAAGCCCGGAAAGCACCGAAACGCAAGGGUCCGUUGGCCGAAAUCGAGUUUUGGCGCGAGCGCAACGCCACAUUGAGCACGAUUUUCGAGCAAAUCAACAUGCCAAACGUGCAAAAGAUGCUCGCGCUGCUGGAACUCGUCGAGGCGUCGAUGCUGUCAACAUUUCGGUAUCACUUCUCCGAGCUGAGCAAGCUGUACAUUGAAGCAAAGGACAACGUCAAGUUCCUCACAACGCUCGAGCGGCACUUUAAGAACAUCGCGAGCGGGUCCUUCAGCACCAUUGCCGAUACGCUUCCGUCCAUGAUGAAUGCGAUUCGAAUGGUGUGGAUCAUCUCGCGGCACUACAACACGGACGAGCGCAUGGUGCCGCUCAUGGAACGCAUCGCGUCCGAGAUUGCAGACAAGGUCGCGGUUGAGGUCAACAUCCACACGAUCCUGCGCAAGUCGCCCGAAGCCGCGCUGCACGCGAUCGAAGAAGCCAAAAUGGUGCUCGAGCUGUGGCAUGCCACGUACAUGAAGGUCCGCGAGCGCAUCGAAGCGAGCGGUACAGACCACCGGUGGGAGUUUGACCGCAAACGUUUAUUCGACCAGACCAACUACAUGGCCAAGAUUUGCGAGAACCUCCAGGAAGUGGCCACGGUGCUCGACCAGUUUCACAAAUUCCUCGGCCCCGAGCUCAAGUCUGUCACAGGCGACUCGCAAGGCAUCGAUGAUGUGAUGGCGCGAGUAGAAGGGCUGAUUUCCCCGUUUGAAAACGUCCCGUUUCGUAUCUUUGACCGCGGGUACAAGACGAGCUGGGAAAGCGUGAUGGUGCAAUUCCGAGAAAAAGUGUCCGAGAUCGAAGCCAUGACGCGCAAGUUUAUCGACACGUCGUUCCAAAAGCUGCGCAGUGCCGAAGGUGCGUUCGACUUGCUCCAGAACUUUCAAAACAUCCAAUCCCGCGACAGCAUCAACAAGCAAAUGAUGGAAAAGUACAAGGACAUUCUCAUGCAGUACUCGAAAGAGCUCGAAAAACUCAGCGAACAGUUUGACUUGUACAAGGCCGACCCGCCAAUCUACAAGAACCAUCCGCCUGUGGGCGGCGCCAUUUCGUGGGCACGGGCGCUGUACCACCGCGCCAAGAAGCCCAUCAUGCGAUUUCGAGCGAUGAACGACCUGCUCAAGAGUCCCCACGGCGAAGACGUCAAGGACAAGUACCUCGUGUUUGCUAGGGCUGUCGACGCAUACAUCAAGGGGCUCCAUCACGAGUGGAAGACUCGCGUGCCAUCACUCACGAACGAGUACCUGAAGCAACCCAUCUUGGGGCCAGCGCUGCUCGAAACGACCAAAAUCGAGAACGGCACGCCCGUGAUGAAGUUGCCGCCGCCGCCGUACUUUCCCAACUUUGCGCCCGAGCUGUCGAUGAUUAUCCGCGAAGCCAAGUACAUGGACCGGCUCGGGUUUGACAUCCCCGAAGAAGCGCUCAAUGUGACGCUGCAAGAAGACAAGUACCACCAGAUCGUGCACGAUAUCAAGAUGAUGCUCAAACAGUACGACGCGCUGCUCGAGAGCUUGUCGGCCGUGGAGAUGCACCUGUUGCGAAGCCAAGUCAAGGACCUGGACGAUGUGCUUCGUGUGGGGUUUUACCCACUCAACUGGAACUCGCAGCGCAUCGUGUCGUUUGUCGAGUCUUGCUUGAAAGCACUCAAUCAGUUUAGCAACAUUGUAAGCCAAGUCCACAAGAGCUCGAAAAUGAUCGACGAAGUGGUCGUGGCGAUUGAGCGGACCAUGCUCAUCAAGAUCAGCGACUACGAGGACGGCGUCGUGACCGAAGUAGGCGAGUUCUACGAGCUCAUGGAGCGCAACCGGACGACGCGCAUCGACGAGCUCGUACAACACUACCGGAGCAUUGGUCCGUUGUUGAUCAAGGUGGAAGAAGUCGUGGCGGGGGUCAAUACAGGCACGAGCCCCAAGCUCGCCACGUACUACAUGUACUGGGAACGGCGAAUCUUCAACGCCAUCACCAAGAUGAUUAUCGGGUCCAUGACAACGUUCCAGGCGUUGCUAAAUGUGCACCAAAAAGAUAUAGCCAAAGCCAGCGACCAAAAACUCAAACGGCCGCCGUUGUGCAAGAUCAAAGCCACGAUGAACGGCAAGGACAUUGUCGUGACGCCGUCGCUGUCGGACAUGUACAAGUACCUGAGCAAAUGUGUCAAGCAUAUUGUCGAAAGCGCCAAGUCAUUUGUCAGGUGGAUGCACGGCACGUGCCGGGAAACCGAGCCGCAGCAGAUCAACGAAGACGACGAGCCGGUGCUGUUUACGUUUUACUCUGACAUUUCGCAAAACCCGUACGUGAUCAAGAUGACACUGAGCCUCAACCAAGAAAUCCACAAAGUGUUCAACAUUAUCAACAAGUACCUGGACUCGUGGCGCCGGUACGACACUGUGUACAGCCUCUGGAAUGCCAAGCGCCGGUCCGCGCUCGAUAAGCUGGGCGAGAAAAAGCCCAGUUGUGUCUACUUUGACACGAGGAUGGCGUCGUAUGCGCGGCUCGCCGAGAGCGUGCGCAACCAACCCACGGAGAAAGAGACGGACUUUUUGCAGAUCAACUGUUUGGCCGUGGCCGUGACGAUCGCCAAGCAGUCGGACAAGUGGAAAGACGACUAUGGCAAGAUCUUGCAUGAACUCAGCGCCAAGAAAUUGGCGGCGAUUUCCGCCAAAAUGGACGCGUUCGAACUGGAUUUGCAGAGUGAUCCCCAGGACCUAGCCUCGCUCAAAGCGCUGCUCAAUACAAUCGCGGUGAUCUCGGCGGCUGGCAUGGAAAUGGAGCUCGAGUACACGGACAUUGUCGAGCGGUACCGUACGUUGCAAACGUACGCGAUUGAUUUGCCCGACAACCCGUUGGAAACGGCUCGGGCGUUUGGCUUGGAAAAUCGGUGGCGGGCACUCGUCAUCGCUGGCAAGACCAAGGAUUUGCGCUUACUUCGUGUAAAAGACCAAUUCCGCGUCGUGACCAAGCAAGACACGGUGACGUUUGCGAUGGAAUGCAAAGACAUGCGCAGCGAAUUUUUUGCCAGUGGGCCUGGCGCGACCACCGCCGACUUGGACAAGGGGUUGGACCUCGUCCAGGACUUCAAGAAGCGCCUGGGAGCGUUUAAAAGCCGGCGGCAAGAGCUCGUGAACGCCGAGAACCUGUUUGCACUGCCCCUCUCGGCGUACCCUGAACUUCAGGAAAUCACCGAAGCGCUAGAGAAACAAGAGACAGUGUAUGCCCUGUAUACGGAGCAAAAGGACUUUAUUUCGGCCAUGGCGUCUGUGCUGUGGGUCGAGUUGGACGUUGGGUUUAUGACCAAAGGCAUUGAUGAGCUCGAGAAAAAGUGCCGUAAGUUUCCCAAAGACUUGCGCGCUAUGUCGACGUUUUUAGAAGUCGAAAAGCAAAUCCUGGCGUUCAAAGAAAGCAUCCCGUUGAUUGCGUCGCUCAAGAACGACGCGAUGAAGCCGCGUCAUUGGGAAGACCUCAUGGGUGUAACCAAGGUCAAGUUUGACAUGAACGUGAAAACAUUCACGCUGACCAACUUGUUUGCGAUGCAACUGCACCGGUUCAGCGGCGAGAUUGCCGAAAUCGUCAAUGCUGCCAUGCAAGAGACCAAAAUCGAACAAGAACUGUCCAAGAUCGAAGACGUGUGGGCAAAAGCAGCGUUUGAAGUUGCCAAGUACAAGAAGAACGGUACCGACCGCGGCUGGGUCCUCCGAACCGCGGACGAACUCAAGUUGACGCUGGAAGAUCACAUGCUGAACCUUCAAACGAUGAGCGGGUCGCGGUUCAUCACAAGCUUUACCGACCGAGUGCGCAAAUGGGAAAAGAAGCUCAACAUUGUCAACGAAUGUAUCGACGUGUGGUUUGUCGUCCAGCGCAAGUGGAUGUACUUGGAGAGCAUUUUCAUUGGCGCCGAGGACAUUCGGCUGCAAUUGCCCGAAGAAGCCAAAAAGUUUGAUGCGAUAGACAAGGCGUGGAAAACCAUCAUGGCCGCUACGUACAAGAACGCGAUCGCCGUCGACGCAUGCACGUCUGACAACCGCACCGAGACCCUCCAAAGUCUCAGCGAACGCCUCGACAAGUGCCAAAAGAGCCUGAGUGACUACCUGGAUACGAAGCGCAACUCGUUUCCCCGGUUUUUCUUCAUCUCAGACGACGAACUGCUCAGCGUCCUUGGGAGCUCGGACCCUACGUCGAUUCAAGUGCACAUGCUCAAGCUGUUUGACAAUGUCAAGGUGCUCACGUUUGUGCGAAAUAACCGCCAAGUGUCGGCUAUGGAAAGCUCCGAGGGCGAGGGGUUUGCAUUCCGCACGCCGUCCGUGGUCGAAGGACCUGUGGAAGCGUGGAUGACUGGCGUCGAAGACGAAAUGAAGGUGACGCUUCAAGUGAUUGCCAAGGAAGGCGUGUUUCAUUAUGCGCGAACGCCGCGGACGCAGUGGCUGAGCGACGUGCUGGGGAUGGUGGGGUUGGUGGGUAGCCAAAUCUGGUGGACGUGGGAGGUCGAAGACGUGUUUCACCGUGUGGCGGGGGGCAACAAGUAUGCGAUGAAAGAGCUCGAGAUCAAACUCACCCACCAGCUCAACGAACUCGUACGCCAAGUGCGCGAACCUCUUAUCAAAACUACCCGCAAAAAAGUCAACACGCUGCUCAUUAUUGACGUGCACGCACGCGAUAUUGUCGACUCGUUUGUGCGCGACUCGAUCUUGCAUGAAAAAGAGUUUGCGUGGGAGUCGCAGCUUCGGUUUUACUGGGAUAAGGACGUCGACGACGUCGUGAUUCGGCAAUGCACGGGCGCGUUUCGGUACGGGUACGAGUACAUGGGGCUAAACGGCCGACUGGUCAUCACGCCGCUCACCGACCGAUGCUACAUGACGCUGUCUCAAGCGCUCACGUUCAAGCUGGGCGGGUCGCCCGCAGGACCAGCAGGCACGGGUAAGACAGAAACGGUGAAAGAUUUGGCCAAGUCGCUGGCGCUGCCUUGUUAUGUCAUCAACUGCGGCGAAGGCCUCGACUAUAAAGCGAUGGGAAGCAUCUUUUCCGGACUCGUCCAAGUCGGUGCGUGGGGGUGCUUUGACGAGUUCAACCGGAUCAACAUUGAAGUGCUGUCGGUCGUGUCGGCCCAGCUCCGCGCGAUUCAAAAUGCACUCAACUACGACAAACCAACAGUGGACAUUGGGUUUGGCACGGAAAUCUCGAUCCAUCGGACGGCAGGGUUUGCCACGUGUGGAUUUUUCAUCACGAUGAACCCGGGGUACGCCGGCCGCACCGAGUUACCAGACAACCUCAAAGCGCUGUUUCGACCUGUGACGAUGAUCGUCCCAGACUUGCUCAUGAUUUGCCAAAUCAUGUUGUUCAGCGAGGGCUUUGAAAACGCCGUCGCAUUGGCGAAAAAGAUGACUGUGCUAUACAAGCUGUCCCGCGAACAGCUGAGCAAACAGUAUCACUACGACUUUGGUUUGCGCGCGCUCAAGAGUGUACUCGUGAUGGCAGGAUCAUUGAAGCGCGAGUACAGCACCAUGAGCGAAGACUUGGUGCUCAUGCGGGCGUUGCGGGACAGCAAUAUGCCGAAAUUUGUGUUUGAAGAUGUGCCGCUCUUCCACGGGUUGAUUAACGACUUGUUCCCGGGCCUAGACUGCCCCCGUGUGGGGUACGCCGCCCUCAAGGACGCGAUCGACGCCGAUUUGGAGGCUGGCGACUACAAGUCGCAGGACGCCGCCGUGUGCCAGGACCAGACGGACAAGAUCAUCCAAAUGUACGAAACGAUGCUGGUUCGACACACGACCAUGAUCGUAGGGCCAACUGGAGGCGGCAAAUCGCUCGUGCUGCAGACGUUGGCGAAUGCGUCCAAGGUUGCCCUGGACGAACUCGUUAAGAUGUUUGUGCUGAAUCCAAAAGCGCAAUCUGUCGCAGAAUUGUACGGGACGAUGGACCCUGUGACACGGGACUGGACGGACGGCGUGCUAUCCAAGCUAUUUCGAGAGCUCAAUCAACCUCUGCCCCCAGGCAAAGAGAACGAGAAGCGGUGGCUCAUCUACGACGGCGACGUGGACGCUGUGUGGGUGGAAAACAUGAACUCGGUCAUGGACGACAACAAGCUGCUCACGCUGCCCAACGGCGAGCGCAUCCGCCUCCAGUCGCAUUGCAGCAUGAUCUGCGAAACAUUUGACUUGCAAUAUGCAUCACCAGCGACCAUCAGUCGAUGUGGUAUGGUGUGGGUCGAUCCAAAGAACUUGGGGUACCGUCCGCACUUUGAACGAUGGCUCAAGAGACGGAACAACAAGGGCGACGAGAAGCAAAUCCUCGCGGAAUUGUUUGAUCAUUACGUGCCAAAGUGCGUCGACUAUGUGCUCGAAGGGAUGGUGGGCAAGGAAGUGGUGGGAAAGCUCACCCAAGUGAUCCCGAUCUCCAACAUGGAAAUGUGCAAACAGCUGUGCAACGCCAUCGACAGCUACCUCCCGUCGUCGUCGGGCAGCGACGUGGCGCUGGAACGAACUGAUUUGGAGGGAUUGUUUGUGUUUUGCAUGGUGUGGUCCCUUGGGGCAGCACUAGUUGACGCCAGCCGCAAACGCUUUGACGAGUUUGUGAAAACGAUAGCCCAGUCCAACUUGCCCACGCAAAGUCUGUACGAGUGUCUAUACAACCACGAAACGCACAAGUGGCAGACAUGGGACUCCAAAGUACCCGCGUACGCCGAGCCCGCGCCGUUCAACUUUAGCAAUAUCCUCGUCCCUACCACCGACUCGGUGCUGUACUCGUACAUCCUCCACGCCUGCACCAAGGCGGACGGCCGGCCGAUUCUGUUUGUCGGCGAAAGUGGCACAGCCAAAACCGUCACGAUCCAAAACUACCUCAAGGAACUGGACCCGCAAACGAUGAACUCGCUCGCUAUCAACUUUUCUAGCCGAACAAGCUCCACAGACGUCCUCACCAACAUCCAAGCCAAUGUCGACAAGCGCACGGGGAAGAUCUACGGUCCCCCGGCUGGCAAGAAGCUGGCCGUCUUCAUCGACGAUAUGAACAUGCCCAAGGUCGAUUUGUACGGCACACAGCAACCCAUUGCGCUCUUGCAUUUUGUUGUGAGCAAGGGCUGUAUGUACGACCGAGGGAAGGAAUUGGAUUUGCGCAUUUUGAAGGACUUGCAGUACAUCGGCGCCAUGGGUCCUCCCGGCGGCGGUCGCAACCAGGUGGAUCCGCGGUUUGUGGCGCUGUUUAACGUGUAUAACCUAACGCCCCCGACGAAAGACGUACUCCGAAACAUCUACGGAUCGAUUUUGACCACAUACUUGCGGAAUUUCACGCCCACGGUGAAAGACGCGGGCGCAAAACUCACCGACAUGCUGCUGCGUCUGUUUGACGUGAUUGUGGAAAAGCUGCCACCGACACCAUCCAAAUUCCACUACAUUUUCAACUUGCGCGACCUUGGACGAGUAUGCGAAGGUGUGUGCAUGGCCACAACCGACAAGUACGACACGCCUUCGAAACUCGUGCGAUUGUGGCGCAACGAAGUGCUUCGAAUCUUCAGCGAUCGGUUGACAGGAACGGCCGACAUUGCCACCGUCGACGCUGCACUGAGCACCCUCGUGAAGGAUACGUUUCCGGCAGAGGCGGACGCGGUGCUAGUAAACCCGUCCAUCUACGGCGACUAUAUGGACUGCCGCAAUCGGCUCACAAGCGCCGGCGAAGACUUGCGGCUGUAUCAAGACAUGGACUCGUAUAAGCGCAUUCGGUCCAUCUUUGACGAAGUGUUGGAAACGUACAACUUGGAUAACAAACCCAUGACGCUCGUGCUGUUUGAAAUGGCUUUGGAGCAUCUCAGCCGCAUCCUUCGCAUCAUACGCAACCCCCUUGGUCACGCCUUGUUGAUUGGCGUCGGGGGUAGCGGCAAGCAGAGUCUGUCACGACUGGCGACGUUUACCGCCGGGUACGACUUGUUUGAGAUCUUCUUGACGAGAGGGUAUGGCGAGGCCGAGUUUCGCGAGAAUCUCAAGGAUUUGUACCGCAAACUGGGCAAAACGCCCGUCGUGUUUCUCUUCACGGACGCCCAUGCGGUCGAAGAAGGGUUCCUCGAGUUUAUCAACAAUAUGCUCACAACGGGGAUGGUGCCGGCAUUGUUUGAGCAAGAUGAAAAGGAUCAACUCGGCGCGUCCAUCCGCCACGAAGUCAAAGCCGCGGGCCUCGUCGAGUCAAGCGACAACUGCUGGAAGUUUUACGUCCAACGGUGUCGCCAGCAUUUGCACGUGAUAUUGGCCAUGUCCCCGUCCGGCAACACGUUACGUGUACGCUGUCGUAACUUUCCAGGUCUGGUGUCGGCGUGUGUGAUCGACUGGUUCUUUGCGUGGCCAGAAGACGCGCUUCGGAACGUUGCGAGCUACUUUCUCAUGGACGAGAAAAUUCCCGAUGAAUUCCGACCUCAAGUCGUGAAUCAUUUGGUCCAUGCACAUCUGCGUGUGGUGACGGUGGCCCAUCGGUUUGAAUUGGAGCUCCGACGGCAUUACUACGUCACGCCCAAGAACUACUUGGACUUUAUCUCCAACUACCGACAACAGCUCAAAGAAAACAAUAACACUGUGAACGCCAGUAUUGCCCGGCUCAAGGGAGGCCUUACGAAACUCGUCGAAGCUAGCUUGGCGGUGGACCGCAUGCAAAUCGAAUUGAGCGAAAAGAAGAUCAUUGUCGACGAAAAGACAGUGUCGUGUGAAGCCCUGAUCAAAAACAUCGAGGAAAAGUCCACCGUGGCUACGAAACAGCAAGAGGUGGCCGCGGUGACGCAGAUUGAGUGCGAAAAGGCCACGGUGAUCAUCAAUAAGGAGAAAGAAGAAGCCGAUGCGGCCUUGUUAGAAGCGUUGCCGGCGGUUGAAGCCGCCGCCCAAGCGCUGCAAGACCUGUCCAAGUCGGAUCUCACGGAAAUCAAAUCGUUUGCGUCGCCGCCAGCCCUUGUCAUGUCCGUGUGCAUGUGCGUGUUGAUCUUGAAACCAACCGGACAAGAACUCGACAUGGACUGGAAAGGCGCCAAGGUCAUGCUGGGCAACCCAAACUUGCUUGGGUUGAUGAAAGAGUACGAAAAGGACAAAAUUACCCCCAAAAUGGUGUCCAAGAUCAAAACGUUCUUCAAAAACCCUGACUUGAACAUUGACAACAUGAAGUCCAUAUCGAAGGCGGGCACGGGGCUCUUGGUGUGGGUCGUAGCGAUCGUCAAGUACUACGACGUGGCACGCAACGUAGAGCCGCUCAAACUCAAAGUCAAAACGAUGGAAAAGGAGCAAGCGGUGAAGGAACAGGAGCUCCUGGAACUCAAAGACACGUUGGAACGUCUCAAUAAGGACUUGGGCGAGCUCAGCACCGCGUUCGAAGCCGCCAACACGGAGCUGCAGGCGCUCAAAGCGCAAGCCGACCAAAUGCAAAAACGCCUAAGUGCCGCGAGUAAACUCUUAGCAGGCCUCGCCAGUGAAAAGUCUCGGUGGACCAAGGACAUUGAAAGCCUCAACGAACAAGGCGGCCAGUUGAUUGGCGACUGCCUCCUUACGGCGUCGUUCCUGAGUUAUACGGGCGCGUUCAGCUUUGAUUACCGGUUCGAGCUAAUCUACAAGGACUUUUUCAGCGACAUCACGACGCGCAAGUUGCCAUUAACGGACCCGUUCAAGCUUGAAAGUUCCCUAACCAACGACGCAACCGUUCAGAAAUGGGUCGCGGAGGGGCUGCCGGCGGACGAACACUCGGUCCAGAACGGCAUCUUGACGACGAAAUCGUCGCGGUUUCCGCUGUGCAUUGACCCGCAGCAGCAAGCCGUGAGCUGGAUCAAACGGCGCGAAGAGAAGAACAACCUGACCGUGAAAACGCUCAACGACGGCGACUUUAUGAAGCACUUGGAGCUGGCGAUUCAGUUUGGCAACCCGUUCUUGUUUGAAAGUGUGGACGAAGAACUAGACCCGAUCUUGGACCCGGUGCUCGAGAAAAGCACAUUCAUGGAAGGCACGCAACGCCUAAUCAAGCUCGGCGACAAGAACGUCGAGUGGGACGCCAACUUUCGGCUGUACUUUACGUCCAAGCUGGCGAAUCCGCACUACUCGCCCGAAGUGAUGGGUAAAACCAUGAUCAUCAACUACAGCGUGACGCAGGGCGGGCUGGCGAACCAGCUACUGAACGUGGUGGUGGCGCACGAACGGCCAGAUUUAGAAGAACAGUACCGCGAUUUGGUGCGGGACAUGAGUGAAAACACGCAAAUGAUCGUCGAGUUGGAAGACAUGUUGCUGCACGAACUGUCCACGUCGUCGGGCAACAUUCUCGACAACGAAGAAUUGAUUGCCACGUUGGACGAAACCAAAAACAAAGCCACUGAGAUCGGGUCGAAAUUAGAACAAUCCAAGUUUACCAAGGACGAAAUCACCAAAGCGCGCGCCGUGUACACACCCGUGGCGUUGCGCGGGUCGAUCAUGUACUUUGCCAUGUCGUCGCUGAGCACGAUCAUGAAAAUGUACGAGAUCUCGCUCACGAGCUUUCUCACCGUGUUUCACUCGGCCCUGGACAACGCCAAGCGCGACGUCGUGCUCGAAAAGCGGCUGCGAUUUAUGAUCCAAAGCAUCACGGAAAUGAUGUACGACUACACGUGCACGGGGAUCUUUGAGCGCCACAAGCUCAUGUUGUCAUUCCAAAUGACGUGCAUGAUCAUGGCGAGUGCAGGCGACUUGAACCGCCCGGAGCUCGACUUUUUCCUCAAGGGGGACACAUCCCUUGAAAGCGCGUCCGUGGCGAGGCCAGACGACUGCCACUGGAUUUCCACGGCGGGAUGGAAGGAUCUGCUAUGUCUGAGCAAGAUGCCCGGGCCGCUGGAACACUUUGUCAACGAAGUCACGUCCAAGCAACUCGACUGGCAACGUUGGUACGCGCUGGAAGCCCCGGAAACGAGCCCGUUCCCGUCCGAGUACAACCUCAAGCUGACGCCGCUGCAGCAACUGCUCUUGUAUCGGUGUUUCCGCCAAGACCGCGUGUACAAUGCCAUGAAGUUGUUUGUGAUUAGUGUCCUGGGUGAAAAAUAUGUCCAGCCGCCCGUGUUGGACUACUCUCGAAUCUACGCCCAGAGCGCCCCUACCGCCCCCAUCGUGUGCAUUCUAAGUCCAGGAGCCGACCCUCAAAGCGACAUUCAAACCCUUGGGGAGGCCACGGGGUUUUCUGGUCAUCGGUUCAAGUUUCUAGCGUUGGGACAAGGCCAAGGACCCCUCGCCGAGCAAAUGCUCGAAGCCGGGUACACAAGAGGCCAUUGGGUGCUUCUGCAGAACUGCCACUUGCUCGCGAGUUGGCUCCGCACCCUGGAAAAGACGCUCUUGGCCAUGCAUAAACCGCACAAGGACUUUCGCUUGUGGCUCACAACAGAGCCCACAGACCGGUUUCCCCUCGGUAUAUUGCAGCGGUCGCUCAAAGUUGUCACCGAACCCCCCGACGGGUUGAAGCAAAACAUGCGCAGUUUGUACAGCAAAUUGGACCAGUCCAUGCUGGACGAAUGCCCGCACCCGUCGUUCAAGCAAGUGGUGUUUGUGCUGUGCUUUCUGCACGCGGUCGUGCUCGAGCGCCGCAAGUAUGGCAAGAUCGGGUGGAACGUCAGCUACGACUUUAACGAGUCGGAUUUUAACAUUAGCCGCAAACUGCUGUCGCUGUACUUGCACAAGGCGUACGUGGACGGCGACGAAGUGCUGCCGUGGGGGUCGCUCAAGUACUUGAUUGGCGACGCCAUGUACGGAGGCCGCGUGUCUGACGAUUACGACCGACGGGUGCUCACCACGUACUUGUCCGAGUACAUGGGCGACUUUCUCUUUGAUCCAUGCCAGCCGUUCUUCUUUAGUCGAUCUGGAUAUGAUUACUGCCUGCCGUUGGGGGACGGUCCGCUGGAAACGUACGUGCAGAUGGUCGAGUUGCUGCCGUUGACCAACUCGCCGGCGGUGUUUGGGCUCCACCCAAACGCCGAAAUCGGGUAUUACACGAACAUGACCAAGAGCGUAUGGCGGGACCUCAUCUCCCUCCAGCCCCGGAGUGCCGGCAGUGGCGGCGGUAUCUCCCGUGAAGAUUACAUCACAAACAUUGCCACGGACAUUGAAACCAAGGUCCCGGAACCGAUCGACGUGGCGUUGAUUCGAAAACGGUUUGGCGUGCCGAGUCCAACCCAAGUCGUGCUGCUCCAAGAGCUCGAUCGAUGGAAUGUGCUUACGGCCAAGAUGGCCGUGUCGUUGGGCGACCUCCAGAAGGCGUUGAUUGGGGAAAUCGGCAUGAGUGACGAGCUGGAUGCCGUGGGGUCGGCUUUGUUUGAUGGGUUUUUACCCAACAUGUGGCGAAGUUUGUGCCCCAAGACGGAAAAACCGCUGGGCAGUUGGAUGGUGCACUUUAUGUCACGAUUUAGGCAAUACAUGGACUGGAUCGACAAGGGGGACCCGACCGUGAUGUGGCUGUCUGGACUGGGGAUUCCCGAAUCGUAUUUAACUGCCCUCGUUCAAACUACGUGUCGCUUGAAGAACUGGCCCCUCGACAAGUCGACGCUGUACACAACUGUGACACAGUACCGCCAACCCAGCGAAAUCAAAUCCAAACUCGAAAGCGGCUGCUACGUGAGCGGACUGCAUUUGGAAGGCGCGUCGUGGGACAUCGCUCACAGUUGCUUGUGCCAGCAACUGCCCAAACAACUCGUAGAAGAAUUGCCGAUCCUGCAGGUCAUUCCCAUCGAAGCGAACCGCCUCAAGCUGCAAAACACGUUCCGCACGCCAGUGUAUGUGACACAGUCAAGACGGAAUGCCAUGGGCGUGGGCCUUGUAUUUGAAGCCGACUUGGCAUCCACCGAGCACAUGAGUCACUGGGUGCUGCAAGGAGUCGCGCUCUGUCUCAACACGGACUCGUAAAACUAGCUGUAAAUGUAAAAAUGAACUAGAUGUUCGUGUUUUAUGGUUGUAUUCGGA
Aphanomyces astaci is the source of this 14010-nucleotide messenger RNA. RefSeq lists its product as hypothetical. Gene Ontology annotation, biological process: microtubule-based movement. Gene Ontology annotation, cellular component: dynein complex. The coding region runs from base 58 to 13953 and encodes 4631 amino acids. NCBI's taxonomy places the organism in Eukaryota, Oomycota, Saprolegniomycetes, Saprolegniales, Verrucalvaceae. The transcript is spliced from 7 exons. Gene Ontology annotation, molecular function: ATP binding; dynein intermediate chain binding; minus-end-directed microtubule motor activity. The record is from RefSeq and is a predicted model, not a curated record.